Amaranthus tricolor (Joseph's coat) is the source of this 2382-nucleotide messenger RNA. RefSeq lists its product as uncharacterized. Gene Ontology annotation, molecular function: transcription corepressor activity. Gene Ontology annotation, biological process: negative regulation of DNA-templated transcription. Gene Ontology annotation, cellular component: nucleus. The transcript is spliced from 5 exons. NCBI's taxonomy places the organism in Eukaryota, Viridiplantae, Streptophyta, Magnoliopsida, Caryophyllales, Amaranthaceae. The coding region runs from base 130 to 1710 and encodes 526 amino acids. The record is from RefSeq and is a predicted model, not a curated record.
UUAAAAAGUUAUUUUUUGAUCACAUGAGUUUCCUUGUGUAAAACAACAAAAAAGAAGUAGCCAAUAGAUUAGUGGCAAAAGGGUUUGGAGAACAGGAGAAGUACUUGAUAGUUGAUCGGAGGAAGAACAAUGGAGGACGAUGAAGGAGGACCAAGAUUAAGCAAGAGAUUUUCAGAUAAAGGUGAGGUUGAUUACAAGACCAAAUCUGGAACUGCUUGGAGCCAUUCCUAUCUUAAUCAAAAACCAUGGCAUCCUCUUUCUUACCCUAAUCAACGCCGUAAAUGGAUUGCCGAACAAACCCAUGCUCAGCGUCAACGCCGCGCCGACGAAAUUGCUCGCGAGGUGUUUCUCUUUCAAUUCUCUGUUCAAUCUCUGAUUAUUGUUUGUUUCUUCGAUUCAAUUUCUCAUUUGUGCUGUUUUCAGUAUGCGCAAGAGCAAGAUUUUCUUCGCCAAAAGUCGUUACUUUCUCAGAAAGAGAAAGAAAAGGUGGAUAUAAUGCAAGCUGUUAGUUUUAUGUACGUUCGCCCACCUGGGUACAAUGCUGAAAGUGCUAAAGCUGCUGAGAUUGCUGAUGAGAGAAGGAAUAUUGGGGAUUCUCACCCAAUUGAUGCUUCUUCUUCAAUGCCGCAAGAAGCUUCUGUUCCUGUUAAGGAAGAGAGGAAGAAAUCAAGACCUAAGGAUGUUUUUGGAAGGACUUUACCCACUGAAGAAGAAUUUGCUGUUCUUAAGAAUGCUCCCAGGUUGGAGACUGGUGUUACUGGUAGGGUUAAGCCAUUUGCCGUAGAAGUACGCAAUGUUAAGUGUGUAAGAUGUGGUAACUUUGGGCACCAAAGCGGAGAUCGUGAAUGUCCAUUAAAAGAUGCUAUAAUGCCAAAUGAAGAGAGUAGGCUGAAGAGAGAUGACCCCCUGACAGCUAUCAUGGCACACAUGGAUCCAAGUGAGCCUCUGAAGUGGGAGUUGAAGCAGAAACCUGGCAUCAGCCCUCCACGUGGUGGAUUUCAGAUAGAUGAUCCCAACCAGCAAAUAGUUGCUGAGGACAUAUUUGACGAGUAUGGAGGAUUUCUCGGCGGGGAUCUACCAGAGUUGCUGACUAGUUUGUCCUCCAGAAAGAACAAAAGGAAGUCGAAAAGUAAACGUCAUAAGAAUAAGCCGUUUAGAGAAGACACAUCUUUAGAUAGUGAUGAAAAAAGAAGCUCAAAGAUGAAAUCUAAAAGCAAAAGUCAACAGGAGUCGCGACGAAAUCGUGAAAGGAAUGGUCCUACUUCGGAUGAUGAGGGUAGUCAAAGGAGUCCAAAAAAUAAAGUAAAAAGUAGUAGUAAGCAUAAGAAGCGAGCAUUGCAUCAGAUUAGUGAUAGCGAUAGCGAUGAUUCUACUUCUGGUAGCUACGAGCGCAAAAGGAGAAGAAAAAAAGACUUGCGCGACAAGAAAAGGAACAAUAAAGAUUCUUCUCCUUCAAGUAUUUCAGAAGAGUCUAAUGACGGGAGCUAUUAUGGUAAGCGUCGACAUAAGGAUUCACGUCAUUUAGAAUAUAGUCGUAGGAAGUUGAAAGAAUCGCGUGAAGAGGACUAUUAUGACAAUAAAAGGAAGUCAAUCAGAGAAAGAAGAACAUACAAGAACCAGAGGAGUCGGCAUAAUGAUUCUGAAUGUAGUUCAUCUGACAAAUCGGAAUCUGAGAGACACACGAGUAAAUCCAAGCAUUCUUAUUCAUGAAAGGGCUUUGAUUCUGUAGAUCAUUCUAGAAGUCUGCAGCACUUAUGAUCCAUAAUGAAGAACAUUUGGGUCCGAAGUAGAAGGCAUAUGGCAGUAACUGAAGUGUCAUACAACAUUCUGGCAACUUUCUACAUUUAGCAUCAAGACAAUCUGAAGAGCCGGAUGGAAGUGUGGUAUUUGCUGGGCAUUUGCUGGUGAAGCUCAUUCUCAAUGGAAUAAAUCGAGACAACUUGGGAAUUCACUGAAUGUGAAGUUAAUGAUUUUAUUUGUCACACUUGAGGCUGUCGGGCGAGACAGAUGAUUUGUUUGUGUGGACUCUGGACUGGAAUGAAAUAUUGUUUGAAAGUCAAGUUCAUCUUCAGCUUAGGCAUGGUGUUUUAUUUUAAAGUAGAUUUUGUUCCUUAAUAAUUAAUCUUAGCCAUUCAUUUAGUAUCAUAGGGUUUAAAAUUACAAUAGUGUUAACAUCUUGAUUGUUUCAUUUAUACAUGCUUUCACGACAAUGUCAAAGUCUUGAUCCCCUGAUAUUAGAUCGACUGUAUAAACUGAAAUGAAAUAACUUCACGCAUUAUCCUCAUUAGUUUAUUUGUUGUGAAUUGUUAAUUGUUGUAUGUAUUUAAUAUUUUCAAUUUUAAUCUUCCAUUUAUUCUUGUUUAUAGUUUACUUUGUACAAGA